AUGGCGUACACCAAGCGUUCGCGCGCCGCCUUCGAGGCCGACCUGCAGCAGCACGAGUCGCCCUACGCCGUCGUCGGCACUCCGCUGCCGCCGCUCGAUGAAAACACCCGCGACGACGGCUCCUACGUGCUCCUCUGGAAGCAAGAAGCCACCGACGAGCGCGGCCGCAAACGCUUUCACGGCGCUUUCACCGGCGGCUUCUCUGCAGGGUACUUCAACACGGUAGGCUCCAAGGAAGGAUGGACUCCCUCGACGUUCGUCUCGUCGCGGUCCAACCGCCACAAGGACCAGAAGAAUGCCCAGCAGCGCCGCCCCGAGGACUUCAUGGACGAGGAAGACCUGGCGGACCAAGCUGAGGCGCAGAAGCUGCAGACCAGCGGCGCGUUCUCCGCGCUAGGAUCGACUGGCGACGAUGUGGUCCGCCGAGAUGCUCUCAUGGACAUGGUCAAGACAGCCGGCGAGACAAUGGGCUCCAAGUUGCUCCAGAAGAUGGGCUGGAAACCCGGUCAAGGCGUGGGUCCAAAGGUCCGGCGCAAGGCCCGUCUAGACCCAGACGACGAGGGCGACGCAGACCAGCAAAUGCACCUGUUCGCGCCGGAGAAUUCCCGAAUGAUCACCUUCGUACGGAAAAACGACCAUAAGGGUCUCGGAUACGAAGGGGAGGCACGUCUCUCAGGAGCGACAAAGUCGGCCAAUGACUCCAAUGGCGAUGAAUAUAGUGACGACCCGUUAGGUGCAUCGCGGAAGCCCAAUGUCAAGAAGCCAGUCAAACGAGGCGGCUUUGGCGUUGGUGUUUUAAACGACAACGGCUCCGACGAGGAGGAUCCCUAUGAGAUAGGUCCGAAAAUAUCCUACAACCGCACCAUCGGAGGUGACAAAAGGCCCAAGAAGAAAAAGGAUGCUCUGAAACCAGCUAGCAGCUCUGCCAAUCCUCUGGUCGGCGCCAAGCCCGUCUUUAUUUCAAAGAAAGCUAUGAGCAAGAAGGCAGAGGGCUUCCGGAAAUGUCAUGAUGGCAGACUACCUCUCGAGGGUUUCAUCCUUGCCACACAAGCUCUGACGUUAUCUGACGGAGCAAAGUAUGCACCGCCAAUUAUCCCGGAGGGAUGGUCAAGCUCAAAGAGAGCGGGGAGCGAUUCCAAGCCUCCAGAGAGCUUUCAAUCUGUCACAGAUGCCGCUAAAUCAUCGACCCUGGAUGCAAAAGCCCGCGCGGCUUUGCUUGGGGAAUCAGCGUUGCCAGGGAAAUCAGUUUUCGACUACCUGAACCCAGCAGCUCGAGACCGGCUAGCUGCAUCCAGUGGCAAGACGAAUCUACCCGAAGCCCGUGGUGAAACAGCUCCAGAAGGCUUCCGCAAGACCGAAGCUGAUCGCCAGAAGCAACUGUGGAGUUUUGUGCCGCCACUCGAAAAAGAGAUCGCCGAGGGUGCCCUGAGCCGAGGAAUAGGAGGAUGGAUGCCGUACUCCGAAGACGAAAAAAAGAGAGCUAGGUACCGCGGCUUUCUUGAGUUGCGGGCAGGGCUGCGGGAUACUCUGCCAGAGCGAGCCCCAGGAGCCUCCACAGACGACUGGGUCCGGGAGCUGCAGGAGUUCGCCCAUGCAGCACGCGUUUUCCGGCCAAUGACUGGCAUGAUGGCGUCCCGCUUCACAUCGGCGUCCAAACCGCCUGCGUCAAGUUCCGGGGAAAGCACGCCGGACACGCCACUAAGCAAGCCGGCCCCAAAGCCAGCCGACCCCGCCGAAGAGGCAGCGAAGCUAGGCAUGUAUGGGCCGAUGACUCGGCAGAUCCUACAGUUUUUCCCGACGCGGCUCGUGUGCAAACGCUUCAACGUGAAGCCCCCAGACAAUGUCCAGCCCGAUCCAAAUAACGCACCUGGGGAUGCGGCAUCGGCAGCUACCCCCAACCGAGACCUGACCGUCGUGUCUCAGUCGGCAAUACAUGAGAUGAUGCGCGAGAAUGCUUUGAGACAACCGUAUUCGGCGCCAUCGGACGGUGCCCGUGCAACGGACGUGCAGCCUGCUGCGGCGCCUGUGCAUGCCCCGGUGGACGUAGAGCGAAACGAGGCAUUGGAAACAGAGAAGGCCGGUGACGCUGUCUUCAAAGCUAUCUUUGGGAGCGAUGACGAGGAUGAGUAA
Molecule: messenger RNA, 2130 nt
Organism: Lasiodiplodia theobromae
Lineage: Eukaryota; Fungi; Ascomycota; Dothideomycetes; Botryosphaeriales; Botryosphaeriaceae
Exons: 2
Coding region: 1-2130 (709 amino acids)
Biological process (GO): mRNA processing
Cellular component (GO): nucleus
Molecular function (GO): RNA binding
Source: RefSeq, a predicted model, not a curated record